AUGGAAACCACACAGCCAACGGAAUCGGUUAUGGUUGAUAUACUAUCUUCGCAGCCCCAGUUUUCGUACUUUUUAAGACAUCUACAACGACACGGAAUGAUCCCGAAACUCAAUCUAAUGCAAAAUGUAACAUUGUUGGCUCCCGUGAAUCUGGCAUUUGCGUCUACAAAUGAAGAGAAACCAAGAGAGAUAAAUGAGCUAUUACGCUAUGUUGUGAAUCAAAAGGUUGUCGUGGGAAAUCUCACUAAUGAGGAAGUAGUGUAUGAUACCCUAUAUAAGACCGAGGCCAACCGAUACUAUCCAAUCAAGAUAACAGCAGACUCUACGUCAAAAGAGUAUAUUAUUGACGAGACUGCUAGCAUAGUAGAGGAAGACUUGUAUGCUAAACAUCAGUGGUCGUAUGUUCAGGGAAUUGAUCGCUUGCUUCCAUUGAAACCAAGCCUAUGCGAUGUCCUCAUGGGUUCCAAGAGUUCUGAAAUUUCACUUGUGCAUGAUAUAUUUCAACUGUUAUUCAAAAACGAUUCUGGGACAACAAGGGAAACGACCAAGACCAAUGCGAAAAAGCAAGGAAAAAAUCGCGAGAAUAAGGAUAAGGAUAAGGAUAAGGAUAAGGAAAAACCGCUUAUUCCUGCGACAUGUCAAGAGUUUCUACAUGGAGUUAAAACUUUGAUCAUUCCUGAUGACAAGCUCUUGAAAAAUUCAAUGACAAGUCUCCAAUUGGAAUAUUAUUUGGCAAAUACUGCCGCAAACAAAGAAUUCAAAUUUACAGACGAUGCUACUUUUGAGAUUAAGAUGGAUACUUUGAAUCUUCUUAAACAUUUGAUGUUUUCUGAUUAUAUUGAUGGUAUUAAUGGUACUUGCAAUAAAAGCACUUCGUUUGCAGGCCAAAAGUAUCAAUUUCUGAACGAGAAGGGUAAAUUAGUACUCGAAGGAAGUUACACUGCAACUAAAACGCAUGUUCUUUCCAAUGGUAUUGUACAAAUAUUCAGUCAAGGAAAACAGUUUUUCAGUCGAUUAAAUAUCCCUGUUGCCGAGAUGAUUGCAAGAAAAGCAUUGUACGCAGCACAAUACUCGAAUUUUGUCGACGAGCUCAAAUAUAGAUCAUUAGAUUAUCUUGUUGACGGAUCGGCGGUGAAUCAGACUAUCUUAGUUAGUUUGAAUAUGAGGGACGACGUUGAUGAAGAUGAGGCAUUAUCAGCAUCUUUCAGUUUGAAACAGGACUUUUUGUAUCAUUUUGUUGAUCAAUCGAUAGAUUUUUCCAAUGAGCACAACCAUCUUUUAGUUAAUACCAAACUAUAUGUGCAAAAAAAGAUUGGCGGGUGCUACAAAAUGAAGGUUUCAAGGUAUUACGAGGACGGAGGACAGGAGGUGAUUAGAAUAUUAGAUGGCACCGAGAUACUUCGGAGAAUACCGAUAAGUAACAAUAGUCAAAUAUUUAUUGCCAACGAUGAGAUUUCAACUCCAGCAAAUUUAAAACAUUCUUUGGGAGACAUGAUGUCAACAGGAACUAUUCCAGAUUACUUGGAAAGGGUGCAAAUCGAUAGACAGGAUUGUUUGCGAACCUUGAACUACUUGAGCACUUUUGAUUUAUACUCAUUAAAGGAGAAUUAUAAAGGGUAUACUAUUUUUCUACCAUGCGGUGCACAGAAUAGAAACUCGUCUCCUUCUUCACCUCGCGGAGGACUAUGGGAUAGCUUGGGUUUAGUUUUAAAUUAUCUUGAAAGUAAUCCAGAUAUAUUUGAGGAAAUCAUGCGAGGAAUGUUUUUUGAAAAAAUAUUAUACUCAGAUUUCCAAGAUUCCACAAAUUUGAAUGAUAUCAAUGGCCAAACGGUUGCCAUUAAAAGUGUUGAGAUUAUAAAUGAGACAAACUACGUUGAGAUUAACAGCGAGAAUCCAAUACCUAUUCCACUCAACUCGGACAUUUUAUUCAAUGAAGGGGUUAUUCAUGUGAUUGACAAAGUUUUGAUCCCAGAUUCGUUUUAUAUCCCUAUACAGGAGUUGAUCAAAGUGACAUUUGAUAAACUGUUUCCAAACUAUUCUAUUUCCAAGCUACUCGAAUAUUUCCCCAAGAUUGAAAACUCUUUAACAGGUAAGAAGCCCUUUUCAUUAUUUGUCCCGUCUUCCGAGUCACUUGAGAACUUUAACAUCACGUCGUCAUUCACAGAUUUGUUUGAGUUCUUACAGUUUCAUUUAAUCCCCAACGAGGAGGUGUAUAAAAUCUUGGAUUGUUUUGAAGGCAAAAGCAAUGGCGGUGAGUUGAUUAAAACUAAUUUGACCCAUGGAGGAUUAGUGUGUAAGCGUAAGGAAGGAACAAAUAAGAUCUACUUGAAGUUUCACAAAUUGAACGAUACCGAACUGGGGGAAAAAUCGGAAAAUCUAGGUGCCCUGUUUUAUAAUGAGGAUCUAAGUGCCCUGUCUUAUAAUAAGGAUCGUGAGGUACAAAUCCUAUCUCACGGAUGCACUUCCCAAUAUCGAAACAAACAUGAUACACAAAACCUAUCAUGUAUCUUUUUAUUGGAAAAACCCUUAAACUUGGACUGGGUCAAAGAUCGGAAAAACAGAGACAACUUCCUUCAUAUUCACUUGGGAAUGGUGAGUGUUGGUGUGGGUAUAAUUUUGGGCUUAACAAUAUUUGGUGGUGUAAUGCUUGGGUUGGUUUUCUGCAUGGGAAGAAAAGAACAUCGUUAUAAAGGUGAUGACGACGAAAUCCCCAGAAUGGAUUCGGGAUUUAUGAGUGUAUUGACCGAUGACGAUGAGUUUGUACCCUAUGACAGAGGCUAUGAAACAGACAUUGACUUAUUACGCUCAGAGUCUGACGCAUUAUUGCCUGCUCGUGCAAAGAAGAGUGGCGGCAAUAGAAAAAUAUCUGCAACCAGUUAUAACUAUGGGUCUAUCAAGAAUGGUAGAAACAGAGAUAGAGAUGGAGAUGGAGAUGGAGAUGAAAAUGAAAACAGAGAUAAAAACUAUAAGCAGAAUCUACCAGCAACACUCCCUAGAGAUAUAGGGAAUAUCAAAAGGAACUUGAAUCGAGAACGAAAUAUACCGGGACUCUCACAAUUCUGA
Lodderomyces oxycetoniae is the source of this 3063-nucleotide messenger RNA. RefSeq lists its product as uncharacterized. NCBI's taxonomy places the organism in Eukaryota, Fungi, Ascomycota, Pichiomycetes, Serinales, Debaryomycetaceae. Bases 1 to 3063 code for a protein of 1020 amino acids. Gene Ontology annotation, biological process: macroautophagy. The record is from RefSeq and is a predicted model, not a curated record. Gene Ontology annotation, cellular component: fungal-type vacuole membrane. The transcript has a single exon.